UAUGCCCUGAGCAGGAGAGUCAGUAAGCGCCUGGUGGGCAGUUUUCUCCUGAAGCACCUUUGGAGUGCUUGUAACUGCCCUCCUUUACUUAAAAAGGCAGAGCUUAGCCAAAGUCCACCCUCUUCCUCCUUCAAAGCUUUCCAGGGGCUGCUGACCAUCCACUUCCUUUUAAGGCUUUGCUAGAGGUCUCAGGAAUGCCAAAAGAUGCCCUGGUGACAAUCAAAUAUGGGCCCUACAAGAGCUGUGGUAUGGUGGAACACAGGACUUUCCGACUGGAGGGUUUGCAAGCUGUGCUGAAAGCAGACGGACACAGAAUAAUUCUUGAACAAAUACCAGACUGGAAUGAAGUGCAGCUCAUAGUGAAUGGAGAGACGGUAUUUCAGUGCAACAUCAAUGACCUGGAUUUUGGAGGUGAAGGUGUAUUGGACCCGCUCUGCCAAGCAGCAAGAAUAGCAGUCUUAAAUGCUUACUGAAUAAAGACUCAGAUGCUAUUUUUUUUACCCAGAUAUACAAUAAAUGAAAUAAGUAUGC
Pogona vitticeps (central bearded dragon) is the source of this 531-nucleotide messenger RNA. It is a transcript of the gene C3H10orf53, whose product is annotated as chromosome 3 C10orf53 homolog. NCBI's taxonomy places the organism in Eukaryota, Metazoa, Chordata, Lepidosauria, Squamata, Agamidae. The record is from RefSeq and is a predicted model, not a curated record.